Ceutorhynchus assimilis (cabbage seed weevil) is the source of this 1730-nucleotide messenger RNA. Lineage: Eukaryota; Metazoa; Arthropoda; Insecta; Coleoptera; Curculionidae. The record is from the annotation of a GenBank genome assembly.
CAUGUACCUAACCUAACCUCAAAUUUUGGUUGUCAUCGAUUAUCAUCAUUACAAGCCAUUUUUCAAAAAAACAGAAAUUAGUUUAUUACCAAAAUGGAACUAGCUAACGACUGGAUGAAUGCUGCCCACAGCACAGGAACUUCAAUUAUGGCAGCAACCUUUGAUGGUGGUGUAGUCGUAGGGGCUGACUCCAGAACUACCACUGGGGCUUAUAUUGCCAACCGUGUGACCGACAAGCUCACAAAAGUUACAGAUCACAUUUAUUGCUGUCGUUCCGGAUCCGCUGCCGAUACCCAAGCCAUCGCUGAUAUUGUUGGAUAUCAUUUAGAAUUCCAUAGCAUGGAACUCGGUGAAGAACCAUUGGUCGAAGUUGGUGCCAAUGUUUUCAAAGAAUUGUGUUACAACUACAGAGAUUCGCUCAGUGCUGGUAUCUUAGUAGCUGGAUGGGACAAAAAACAUGGUGGUCAAAUUUAUUCAAUCCCCAUUGGUGGCAUGUGUGUGAAGCAAAGUGUUUCAAUUGGUGGGUCAGGAUCGUCUUAUGUUUAUGGUUACGUAGAUUCUAACUAUAAACUCAACAUGACCAAAGAUGAAUGUGUUAAGUUUGUCAUUACUACUUUGGCUCUUGCAAUGUCGCGUGACGGUUCCUCUGGAGGUGUAGUGCGUGUUGGAAUUAUUACAGAAAAAGGAGUUGAACGUAAAGUAGUACUGGGAGAUGAACUACCCAAAUUCUUUGAGGAAUAAUUAGUGUAAUUGGGAGCAUUGCUGCUUAAUUUUUUUUUUUAUUAUACUGUAUCUUUGAUAACCUAAAUUCUUGCAUUUAUUUUUUUUUCCCUUCAAAAAUAAAUAAAUACACCAUAGCAAUAGACAAAAUGUUUAUUGUAAUCCUUACUUAAAUUAGAAUUAAAAAUACAUCUUUUUUGUACAAUUUGUAAACCGAUUACUGCAGUAAAAAAAAAGCUUACCCUACCUAAACUUGUAUACGUUGGGAGUGGCACUUUCUCAAUAACAAGUCACCCCUGGGUUAGGCAUAACUCCAGGGUAAACAUUGGAGUUAAAACUAACCCAGAGGUGAUAAGCUAUUAAGAAACCGACCCUAGAACUUAGGUGAAUGAAUUUUGCAAGGGGCAACAGCAUGCUGAAAAAAAUAUAUAUUCUAAACCUAAUAAAGUUAGCAUUAGUUUGCCCAAUCAAAACGGUUUGUUAUAAUUAUUAUUUAUCUAUAUACAUAAUAUAAACUAAUGAAAACCACACUAACAAGUAUAGUGAGAAAUCUAAAUAAAAUAAGUAUGUUUUAAAGCCUACAAAUGAAGUUGCAAUUUUCAACAAAAAUUUACACUGAAAUAAUAGUCAAAUGUCUUUGGAAAAACAACAAAUGAAGCCUAGUUGAAAUUGUCUACUCAAAAAUAAAAAUUAAACAAUCCAUUGGCCCAAUCCAUCCUCAAUCAUCAAUAUAUAUAAAAAAAUAACGUCUUAUAAUCUUACUCUACACAUGACAGACCAUAUGGAUUUAUACUUUUGUCUUGUUUUACUUUUGCCCUAAUUUAUGAUAAAUAAAUAAAAAAUAAAACAAUAUAAUUAUGAUCAUCCCAGUUUGGUUUUGAAAUUCUAUUCACAUUAUUUGUGAUCUUCAUCGUGUCUUGUCCUAUCCCUAAGCCUUUUGGCUGGAGGUUCGUCAACGUCUGCAUCUUCAAGUCCAGGCACUUGUAUUUUCGAAUCUGAAGCUUCUGGAG